AUGCCUCGACCCAAGAAGUCAAAGGCCGAAGAUCUAGCUCGAGUCCGCAAUAACCAGCGAAAGUGCCGGGAACGCAGGCGAGAUUACCUUGCAGAGCUCGAGCAGAAACUGGAGCUUUAUGAAAAUGAAAGAAUUCAAUGUAGUGCGGACUUUGCGAAGCUUCAAGCUACAGCACAUACACUUCGACAGGAGAACGAAAUACUGAGAAAAUUACUUCGCUUAUCGAACAUCAGUGAAAAUGAUCAAAGCAAUAGUCUCGCAGAUGGGGCGAAUGAUCUUGAGAUAGAUCGCGAAGAUCUCUUGAAUCAAACGCAAAGGAUUUCACGCGUUAAUGCUGAGCCUGGAAUUCUCCAAAGGGAGGUUUCUGAAGAGGAGACAUUAUAUGAGCUCCCUAGCCGUGACGAAAACUCUCUACUACUCAAUUCAAACGGUGCUGAAGUCGACAAUUUUAUCGCCAGUGACCGAAUUCUCUCCGGCUCUACUACAUCCAUAUAUGACGCGAAAGUCAAUACGCCUACUUCAUCCUUUCCGAUUUUACCACAUUUCUGGUCACCUAUAUGCACAACAGAGCUCAAGGCAUCGACCAGCACUAGUUCCCAAGCUAUAUCUUCUCUAACACUUUGGCCUGUGUUGACCGAUGAAAUGGCUAGUGAGGAUAGAACCAUCCUUUGUUCUAUUGCUUAUCGACUGAUCCUGCAAUCCAACAAGAGACGAUACAGUGAAUCAGAAAUUGAUAGCAAGCUUUGUCGUGGCUUCAGACAGGGUCGCACACAAUCAGAGAAGUGUAGGGUUGAUAAUGAGGUUCUGUUUGCCCUUCUUUCUGAGAUAUCAUCUUGA
Penicillium longicatenatum is the source of this 837-nucleotide messenger RNA. RefSeq names its product bZIP transcription factor. The transcript has 3 exons. Gene Ontology annotation, molecular function: DNA-binding transcription factor activity. The coding region runs from base 1 to 837 and encodes 278 amino acids. The record is from RefSeq and is a predicted model, not a curated record. Gene Ontology annotation, biological process: regulation of DNA-templated transcription. Lineage: Eukaryota; Fungi; Ascomycota; Eurotiomycetes; Eurotiales; Aspergillaceae.